ACGUGCAGAGCAAACUUAUUUGCAAAAGGGAAUCAGAGAUUGCCAUUGGACAUGAAAAUAAUCCAAAAGGGUUUGGAAAACGAAGGACUGUCAUGUGCUGUUGAAAAUGGGAUGGCUGAUUCUCAUUGGGUUGGAGACUUUAGCUGGGCGAACAGCAGUGCUCGGGAGGAAAUGGAAUAUGAAACUGCAGAUAUAAAUUUAUCAUGUACAGAAAAAGAGUUCGAGCAAUUUAAAUCCUUCUUUUCCAAGUUUAAGGUUGUAGCAAGGGAGUUUUUCCUGCCUCCUGAAAUGAUAAGAUUUGGACUGAUAACUGAAAGAUCGGUGCUGCCCUAUGUGGGUGUUAGCGCCAUGGGAGCAUGGUUUGCCACACUUAAGUUCAAUGGAUGCUCUAGUUGUUCAGUGACACUGAAAGAAGGGGAUGAUCUCAAAAAGGCCUUGCAAGAGAACCACUCUCCAGUCAUGCAGCUAUAUGUUGACAGACCCAAACUUGAGCCUGCUUUUCCAUCAAACAGACCUUCAGUUGUUCUCUUUAUUGAUAGAUUAUCUGAUUCGCUAGUGAUCAGCGAAAAGAGUAAGUUAGCGCUAGAUGCUCUGAGGAAGCUGAAGGAGCAUUAUCAGCCAUCUUACACGGUGAGUAGAGUUGUAAACCUUGGUUAUCCUCGAAGUACCGCAGUACAAGCCGUUUCUGAAAGUCAGGGCCCUGUUGUUUUAGACCCAUUGAAUCUUCAUUUUUUGGAAGAUUCUCUGGACCCUAAGUUAGUUAAAACCAAGGAUAAUGUUCCUAUUGUAAUUAGCAAAGGUCAAAGCAUAUUGUUAGAUGGAACUGGUUCUUCUGCUCAGGGUAAUGCAGUAUAUGAUGCUUUGUUAGGUUUUAUCAACAAGAGAAAUCUCAAGAGGAAAAAAGAAAGUAAAAUAAGUUUGCUAGCGAAGGAAAAUGGUUUCCAGUUAUUAUCUGAUGAUUUUGAAGUCCAGGUAAUAGAUUCUUCACCAUCUUACAAUCAAUACAACCAAUUGAGUGACAUGAAUAAGAAAUUGGUAACAAGCCUAGGAAGUCAAACUUUGGAGCUUCAUCAACCACCAAAUGAAGAUUCUGUAAACAAACUGGAUGAUUCACUAGCUGCUAUUGAUGUACCAGUAGUAGAUGAUGGUAUACAACCUGCACAUGGAGAUUCUGAAUAUGACAUUCAGAAAUAUCUGGAAGUGGAAAAACAUAACCCAAAUGAACUUGGUGUGCAAGUUCAAGAGACCAAGGAUGCUUUUGGCAAAUAUUUCAGUUCCCUAGUCAAUGAAGACGAUAAAAAUUAUGUGGUUGAGCAAAAAGUGCCCUCUGUUGGGACAUGUAUGGAUAAAGAUACUGUUGAUGCUGUUGGUUGCAGCUCAAGCUGUAGAGAAACUGCAGAAAAAGUGUCACUUCUUGAUCCUAUUGAGGAUUUCAGUGGAAAUGAUGGGUCUCAGGUUGAGAAAAAUGUGAGUAUGCCGAGUGAGGAUCAAAUUCAGCAUCAACCUUUUCAGUUUUCCUUUUUCUUUAUUGAUGGUGGAUAUCGAUUGCUGAAUUCACUGACUGGCAGUUCAAAUAUUCCCUCUCUUGUUUUACUGGAUCCUAUUACGCAGCAACACUUUGUCUUUUCUGAGGAUCGAGACUUUGAUUACUAUUCCUUGUUUAAUUUUGUGGAGAAGUUUUUAAAUGGAAGUCUCUCUCCAUAUCAACCGUCAGCAUCUUCUAUAGCGAGUUUCAAGGAGGCUCCACAACCACCAUUUGUGAACCUGGACUUCCAUGAGGUUGAUGCUAUACCUCGAGUGACGACUAGCACAUUCUGUGAACUCGUUUUUGGUUUUAAUCCUUGCAAUACUGGAAGUGCAUUUCCGACUUCCCAAGUGAAAAUUUUUGGGGCUGCCUGGAAAACUGAUGUCUUAGUUCUCUUCGGUUCUUCAUGGUGUGGAUUUUGCCAAAGGAUGGAGCUACUUAUACGUGAAGUAUAUCGAUUUUUCAAAAACUUGAAGAAUAUAUUGAAAUGUGAAUCUGGUGUCAACAAUCCAGUGUGCUUUGAAGAUAACAGAGGUGAUUUGGUUGAAUAUAAUUUACCCUUUAUUUUCUUGAUGGACUGCGCACAAAAUGAUUGUGGUUCCUUCCUGAAGUCAGCGGGCAGGGUUGUGAGCAAUGCUAACGGCAGCCUUGUUAUCACAAAACAACUUUAG
Messenger RNA from Phalaenopsis equestris, 2196 nucleotides. RefSeq lists its product as uncharacterized. NCBI's taxonomy places the organism in Eukaryota, Viridiplantae, Streptophyta, Magnoliopsida, Asparagales, Orchidaceae. The coding region runs from base 52 to 2196 and encodes 714 amino acids. The transcript has 5 exons. The record is from RefSeq and is a predicted model, not a curated record.